AUGAGCACACAGUAUAUUAAUGAGCCGAUUACCAGUGGAAAAGUGAGUUUUUUGGGGAGGGGAUUUUCGUAAAAUUUGAAGAAAAUGCGAAAAAGUCAAGAAAUUUGACUCGAAUUUCCCAGGUCACCCUCGAAACCACCGCUGGCGACAUCGAAAUCGAACUUUGGACCAAAGAGGCUCCCCUGGCUUGCCGGAAUUUCAUCCAGCUUUGCAUGGAAAACUACUAUAAAGGAUGCGUUUUUCAUCGACUUGUCAAAAGUUUGUAUUCACGUGUUUUUUUUGGCUGAAAAUAAUGGUUUUCUAAAUUUCAGAUUUCAUUUUGCAAGGCGGAGAUCCGACUGGAACUGGACGCGGUGGAGAAAGUAUAUGGGGAAAGCCUUUUAAGGUGAAACAUUUUUUUGCCAGUAGUUUACUAUUUUUGUUUUAAAAAAACCUGCCUGAACCUUAAAAUUUCAGCAAUUUUCGAUAGUUUCAGUCAAAGUUGGGGGGGGGGGUGUACUGAAAAUCGAUAAAUUGUUGAAAUUUCCAGGUUCUCGCGCGGGGAAAUCUAUCGCCAAUUUUUUAUUUGGUCAAAAAUCCACCUAAAACCGGCCUGAACCUUGAAAUUUCAUCAAUUAUCGAUUAAUUUCAGUCAAAACCUGGGGGUUUUUAUUGAAAAUCGAUAAAUUGUUGAAAUUUCCAGGUUCUCGCGCAGGGAAAUCUAUCGCCAAUUUUUUAUUUGGUCAAAAAUCCACUCAAAACCUGCCUGAACCUUGAAAUUUCAGCAAUUUUCGAUAAUUUCAGUCAAAACCAUGGGGUUUUCAUUGAAAAUCGAAAAAUUUCUGAAAUUUUUGGGUUCUCGCACAGGGAAAUCUAUCGCCAAUUUUCUUAUUUCAAAAAUUUCCAGGACGAAUUCCACCAACGUCUAAAAUUCAAUCGCCGUGGAAUUGUUGGAAUGGCAAACGCUGGAAAAGACGACAAUGGCUCGCAAUUCUUCUUCACAAUAGGCGAUCGCGGAGCUCCCGAACUCAACAACAAACACACCGUGUUCGGCAAAGUCACCGGACCAACCCUGUUCAAUAUGCUAAAGAUCACCGAAGUUGAGACCGAAAAAUCGACUGAUCGACCUGUUACAAUGUAUAAAAUCACUGGGGCAAGAAUUCAGAACAAUCCUUUUGAUGAUAUUCUACCAAGGGAUUUGGGAAAUUUGAUGAAAAAAGAGAAGAAGGAGAAGAAAGAGAAGAAUUCGGGGGGAACCGGAACAACGAAGAAAAUGGGACUUUUGUCGUUUGGAGAUGAAGCUGAAGAGGAUGAGGAGGAAUUGAGCACUUUCAAUAAGGUAAACUUUGGGUUUGCGCUAGAUUUUGCGCCAAAUAAAUUCAAAAAUUUCAUUCAAUUUCGAAACAUUUCACAGUUUUUCAAUAAUUAUAUCCAGAAUUAAACGAAUAACUGGGAAUGGGCUGGACCUGAACUUCUGAUCCAUUUUUCAACUGUAAAAAAACAUAAAUAUUUUUAAUUAAAUCAUUAAUUAACUAACCCCAUAAUAAUCGAUCGUUUGAUCCUCUUCCAAUUUCUGACCGUCAAACUCCAUCCUAACUUUUGACAUAAAUACGACACAUUUUGAUUUGAGAGAUCCAAUUGUGUCAGUUUUUCCAACUUGAAAACAGCGCAAAUUGUGUCGGUAACCAUUAGUGGAAGGAGUUCUCACGGUGAUUUCGAUUAACUAAAAAAAAUGCAUGACUUGAUAAAUAAUAAUUGUUUGCACUCACAUAUUGAUCCUCUUCAAUCUUCUCCAAUCUCUCCUCAACUUGCUUCACAGCCUCCUUCCAAUUCUCGAAUUUCCCCACAUAUUCCAGGAUUUUUGGGCACCGUGCGAAAUCGUGAAUCGCCUUGAUUUUAUACUCGAUUUUUGGGUCGAAUUUGGUUUUGUGAGCCCAAAGCAAAACUUCAGAUUCGCUGAAUCUCUUCGAUUUUUGGGUGAUCGUAUAGAUCAAACCCGCGAUUCUUGGGGAAAAUACUUGGAUUUUCUCGGUGUAGUAUGGGAUUUCAGCCGAACAUUUUGAACGGCAUCCACAAGACGAAGGUCUGAAGAUUUUUUGGUUCAAGGUCAACUAAAUGACAUUUUCAGGGUUUUUUAAGCAAUUGAGUUGAAAUAUUGGGUUCUAAUGUUAUUCAUAUGAUAGAAUGGUCGAAGACGAACAGAAUAAUAUAAAUGUUGAUGACUUUACGUCAUCCAUAAGUGAUUUAACGACGUUUAGUCGAUAUUCAGUCGAUAAGCCCUAAACCUCGCUAAAUCACUUAUGGAUAGGUUAAACUCAUCAAAAUUUAUAUCAUUCUGUUCGUCUUAGACCAUUCUAUCAUAGGAACAACAUCAGAACCCAAUAUUUCAGCUUAAAAACCCUGGAAAUGUCAUUUAGCCAAUGUGUAAAACUCACUCGUCCUCUGAUUUUUCGUUGAUCGCAAUUACUGACAUACUGACGUCAAUAACAUCCAUUUUUGCUCUGAAAAUUACAAAUUUCUCGCUAAAUCCAGUGGAUUUGAAAAUAUUUUUGUUAAAAAUAGAAAAAAAAGUUGGACACUUUUCUGGACCGCUUGAGACGCUCAAUAUAUGUUUUUUUGUGUGGGCGUGUCCAUCUGCACGACCUUUUAUGCGGGAAAAAUGUAUGAACGCUGAACUUGUAUAUGGGAAGGAAAAUAGCGUGUUUUUGGGUCCUUUAGAUGGAAAUUGUGGGAAAUUAUGUGCAAAAUUAAGAUGAGCAAUGAUUUUGGGUCCUACCACGAUGUGUGUGUGCUUCUAAAUCUACCGUAGUAAUUUUUUGAAAUUCGACUCAUUCACACACGUUUGAAAAAGAAGAAAGUUGUGCAAUUUUCAUCGCGCAUCCGACAAAAACGGUGCAACGCCUAGCGGUGUAAUUACCCCCACUUCAUCAAAAACAAAAAACAUAGCGAAAAUCAGCGUAUCGAGAUCUGUGCGAAUGACUUUGUUUGGAAUUUUUAGGGGUCUUGGGAAGAAAGUUAGCCUCCGCUGCGAGACCAAUAGAAAUUAAAAACACACGCGCCUUUGAUACCGUACCUCUUUUUUUUUUCAAAAUGAAAAAUAGAGAGCGCGGCAAACGAGAGAGUGCGAGAGAUGUGUGAGAACAAAAUGUGUGCAAACACAUGUCCGCAAACACCGUUGUCACUGCUUACCAUGACUCUUCAUUGCAUGGGAAAAACGUGUGUGCAUUUUGACGUAAAAUUUGCAGCCUACCAAAAAUGUGUCAGCAUUGAAUGAUUCCAGAAAACCGCGGCCAAACCAAAAUCAGCGCACGAUGCUUUGAACGACGAAAGACUGAGCAAAACUGCGGCAGUUUCGAAAAAUGAGAUGAGCAAUUAUGUGGCGGAAGAUGAUGAUUAUGAGAGGGAUUCUUCGUCGGUGUCGAAGAUUCGAGAAAAAUUGAUGAAACGCAAGAGAAAGGUGAGGUUGACGCGAUUUUUGUAGGCUACAAGAAAUGUGUCAGCAUCUAUUUUUCAUGGCGCAUUUCCUGAAGCUCACCAAAAUUCCAAAUUUUCCAGCUCGAAGAAUCGUCUGGAAGUGAUAAAAAAGAGCAAGAAGAAGAGCAAGAUUUGGAAGAAAUGAUUGAAAAUGAGAAAAAAGCCAAGGAAAAAGAGGAAAUAUCGAAAAUGUCGGAAGAAUUGACAAAAAUGCAAAAAGAAUAUAUGAAAGCGUUGCGGCCGGUCAAAGAGAAGAAAAAGAAGGCGAAAAAUGAGGAAAUUAGUCAAGCGCUCAAAGAUUAUGCUGAUUUGAAGGAGAGUUUCAAGUCGAAAACUAGUGGAUUGGUUAAGAAGAAGGAUUCGAGAAGGGAGCAACAGGUGAGCGAUUUGGGGAAGGUUUUUGGUGGAAAAAUUAUUGAAAAUGAGCAAUUUUGAAGAUUUUUACUGAAAAAUCAUGAAAAAUGAGCAAUUUUGAAGAAUUCUAGUGAAAAAAUCAUUGUAAACAAGCAAUUUUGAAAAUUUUUCCUAAAAAAUCAUGAAAACUGAGCUAUUUUGAAGAGACUACAAAAAAUGCGUCAGCAUCUGUUUUGUUGGCCCAUUUUUCGUAGCCUACAAAAUUCACGCAAAGCUACCAAAAAUGCGUCAGCAUUGAUUUUUUGCAGACCAUGCAAAUGUUGGAUCGUUUCAAAAAACGCCUUGGCGCCUCAAAUCAAGAAGCCAUUUUGCACGACAAAAAAGUCGAAAUUUCGAAAAAAGAGGAGGAAUUGGAAGAGGAGAAGAAGUUUGGGCUCGAUUUGGAUGCGGAAGAUAUGGCCGGAAUUUCGUGGUGAGAAUUUCUAGCAAAAAUUCUGGAUUUUUUGUGGAUUUUGAGCCGAAAUCCGGGAUUUUUGAGAAAUUUUACCCUAAAAUUCGAGAUUUUUUCCAGGAUGGCUCACAAAUUCAAAGCCGAAGAUCAGGAUUUGUCAUCCAAAGCAAAAGAUGCGAAUUUACGAGAGGAAGAUGAGGAUUGGUAUUCGAUAACUGAUCCAAGAAAUCGACUAAAUCGUCGAAAACGCGGGGAAUUGGACUGA
This is a messenger RNA of Caenorhabditis angaria, 4523 nucleotides long. The record is from the annotation of a GenBank genome assembly. NCBI's taxonomy places the organism in Eukaryota, Metazoa, Nematoda, Chromadorea, Rhabditida, Rhabditidae.